Molecule: messenger RNA, 2176 nt
Organism: Pelodiscus sinensis (Chinese soft-shelled turtle)
Lineage: Eukaryota; Metazoa; Chordata; Testudines; Trionychidae
Source: RefSeq, a predicted model, not a curated record
CUCUCUCUCUCUGCCAUUUCUGUAGGCAUCAAGCAUGUCGCCUGAGUGCUCCAUCGUGCUGGAGAUCGAAUACGAGCGGGAGAAAUGUCUGGAGGACACCAGCCUGGAGAAUCAGACUACAGGUUGCAGAAGUAUGUGGGACAACGUAACCUGCUGGCCCUCCUCAGCAGUGGGAGAAGUUGUGGUGAUGCCGUGUCCGACAUUUUUUAGCUACUUCACCACUUCUUUAGGUAAUGUGACCAGGAACUGUACAAGCCAAGGCUGGGCUGACAUGUAUCCUGCCCCCUAUGCAGUAGCUUGUGGAUAUGAUGCCAACAGCACUCCAAUCGAAGAGACAAAUUUCUAUGGCACGGUGAAGACAGGUUACACCAUCGGACACAGUCUCUCUCUCGUCGCUCUGACUGCUGCCAUGAUCAUUUUGUGCCUCUUCAGAAAACUGCACUGCACACGAAAUUACAUCCACAUGCAUCUCUUCAUGUCUUUCAUCAUGAGAGCCAUCGCUGUCUUCGUCAAAGACGUCAUUCUCUUUGAGAACAGCGAAUCGGACCACUGCUCUGUGAGCUCAGUUGGCUGCAAGGCCGUCAUGGUUUUCUUUCAGUACUGCAUCAUGGCCAACUUCUUCUGGCUGCUGGUGGAAGGCUUGUACCUGCGCACCCUCCUAGUCAUCUCUUUCUUUUCCGAGAGGAAGUACUUCUGGUGGUAUAUCCUGAUUGGCUGGGGUGCACCAUCGGUAUUCAUCACAGCGUGGACUCUCGUCCGGGUUUACUAUGAAGAUACCGGGUGUUGGGAGGACAUACGCAAGUCCCCGUCUUGGUGGAUCAUCAAAAUUCCUGUUGUGGGUUCUAUUUCGGUGAACUUCAUCCUCUUCAUUUGCAUUAUCCAAAUCCUCGUCCAGAAGCUGCACUCUCCAGAUGUCGGGCACAACGAAACCAGUCAGUACUCGAGGCUGGCCAAAUCCACCCUGCUGUUGAUCCCGCUCUUUGGCGUCCACUACAUCAUGUUCGCCUUCUUCCCUGACAACUUCAAAAUGGAAAUAAAGUUGGUCUUUGAGCUUGUGCUCGGCUCCUUCCAGGGCUUUGGGGUGUCCGUUCUGUACUGUUUCCUCAAUGGGGAGGUGCAAGCUGAGCUGAAGCGGAAGUGGCGCAGGUGGCACAUGGAGAGGUUCCUGGGCUCUGACAUGAAGUAUCACCACCCGUCCGUAGGAAGCAACGGCACCAACUUCAGCACGCAGAUCUCCAUGCUCACCAAGAGCUCGCCUAAGACUCAGAGGGGCUCUAGCUUCCAAGCAGACUUCUCUCUGGUCUGAGGGGGAGAAAUGCUCACGCACCGAACCCAGGAGAGAGAGAGAGAGAGAGAGAGAGAGAGAAACGACCCAGGACUUUGUUGGAAGCUGAAGAGUUGUUUUUAAACAAGACGCUCCCCAUGGGUCAAACAAAGGACACGCAACUGGAAACGCUGCUGAGCUCCUGAACAAGAAGAGACAAGUCAGGACACGGAGAAUUUUUUUCUUCUUUCCAGACCUUCAACUACAGGCUUAUCCCUGGGUGACGGGGGAACAUAUGCAAACUGGCUAGUAAACGUGUGCAUGACUCCGUCUUGCCUGAGAGGGCCUAGGAAAUUCUGAAAGGCUCGUGAAUGGGGGGAGCGUGGGGGAUAAUUAUUGGCUUCCCCAGAGCCAACCUCUCGGAAAUGAAUAGACACCAAGCACUUCAAAAUGAGCCAAUGAGGGAAAAAAUUGCUUUCAAUGUGCCAAGAGUCCGACCUGUAAAGGACAGCAGUGAGACAAGAAGGGGCUACAAACCAGAGGGGGAAAAUGUAGCAGGGCGCAGCUCUGUGCACUUCCAUAUGCAUUUCACGUUGCUACGAAUCAGCUGAAAGGCCAGAAAGUCAUCUCAUCAGCUCCGGAAUCGGAGUGGAAUCUGCAGCUCCCCGACAAUCUGUAUAGCCCUUGUUAAUAAAAAGCUUUCAGAGUUACCUCCUCCAUCGACAAUGCCUCCGAAAUGUAGCUUGCUGAGGAGCUAAAAUGUAAAUGCCCUUUUCUGCACUAUUCUCAUUACGGUGUCUUUUUAAAAAAUGGGACAUGAUAAACUUGCAUGUCUAGGGCAUGAAAACAAAGGAUCAGUGCCAACUCGGUUACAUGGCUGUGUUUCCCACAAAAGAACCCCCCCUGUGAUUA